GACCCCAAAGACACCCGCAAGGGUGGUUUGAAGACUCACCCUCUGCUUCUUGAAGGCUCGAUGCGAUGCUACCUGUUGCAGAAGGCGAAGCAAGUUUUUCGUUGCAUUGCUAGCAAGGGAUGCAACACAACAUGGGCAAUGCCACGAAACAAAGAACAAAUCCUGGAUCACUUGUCAAAAUGUAGCUGGCUUGAUUCUGACCUGCGGAAAAGAGCAUGUAGUGAGCUCGGGAAGAAUGCAAUUGGUCCUCCUGCACAUAUCCCAUUGGCAGAUGAUGAGACUCGGAAGCCUACCACCGCUGAUGAAGAUGAGGAGCAACCCGAAUCAAGGUCUCGUGCUUCACUGCAGAAGGGUGGGAAGCUCCCGGUCAAAAUGUAUAUUGGAGAGGCGAAGAGAAUCUUGAAGGAGAGUGGCGACUAUGCAAUCAUGAAGUACCUUGUCUGUUGUGGAGUUCCACCAACAGUCGUUGAUUCAGAAGAGUGGAAAGAACUGAUAGCCGUUCUAAACCCAAACUACAUUUCUCCCAGCUCUGCAACUCUUACCUCACGUCUAAUAGUCGACAAGGCUGCUAAAAUUAGCAUGGCUAUUGAACAAUACCUUGGCACAUCACCGAACUUGACGAUCACAUACGACGGAGGCAAAAUAAGACGCCUGAAGUCUUUCUACUCUGUCCAUGUCACAACUGCAGAUCGGCGAUGCUUUUGCAUGACAUUGGACGAUGGUUCUCGUCUAUCACACUCAGCAAAUUACAUAAUCAUCCAACAGAUCCGGAUGAUAUUGGCACAUAUGAGUCGCUCAAGCUAUGCAAUGGAGCAUUAUAAUCACAAACGAAUCACUCUUGGAAUCUCCCGUGGGCUGGAAGCCAUUGGUGACACUCGCUUCGGCACUAUUUACUGGGCAGCACUAUCAAUACAACGUGGAUUGCCAGCAUUUCAGGCUGUCGUCGAAGAUACUGAUCUUGGUAUUGACAUUGCAUCUCUUAACGAUCUUUUCGUCCCAGGAGGUGCAAGAUUGAACUUUGAACUGGAGCUCUCCAAGCUUCUUGCUGUUAUUGGGCCUUGGGCCAAAGGCACAAGAUGCCUGGAGGGUGCACAUAUCAAACCAAGUUUAUUUGUAUUUCUUGGCAUCUUAGCUCAACAUGAAGAAGACUUCCGCAAGAAUGAGUUUCGACUUCGAAAUAACACCAUCGGGAGUAUUCGUCGAAUUGAGAAUGCUAGAUUUGACGAGCUCAUCAACGAGACCCCUCAGAUGCACGAUGUUUACAUAGCCUCAUUUGUCCUAAACCCAAGUAUGCUUUCAUUGUACCGCACACGGACCUUACUCAUAACAUCAUGCAGUGUUUCCAAGGACAACAUCAUCACAUGUGCAUCAAAACCUCCCCCUGAUAUGUCAAAGCGAGCUGCUCUCAGCAUUCAAAAAAUUCUGCAGCGGGAGUAUAGUGAUGUUUAUGAGACAGGCAAACAUACCGAUCCAAAAGCUGAGAUGCAACAUCGUAACCCUGCACUUGCGCACUUGACUCCUGCAGAAGCGCUCACUUGUCUUCAGAGUCAGCUGAAAGCCUAUUUCCGUGCUGAAGAUCCGUUCAACCACAAGAUGCGCUCAAAUGAGAGCCCGCGGGAUUACUGGCGAGCACUCCUGAAAUCAGGAGAUGAACUUGCUGACGUACUUCCGAUUAUUGCAAUCAAAAUGUUCUCUGCGGUUCCUAUUUCUAUGGCAGACGAACACACUAUGUCCACCAUCACAUGGUUGAACUCUCCUCGUCGCGCUAAUCAAAACCUUGGGACACUUCAAGAUCACAUCAAAAUUCGACAGUGGCAUCGUUACAAACCUGAGGUAUGUGUUUCUGGCUAG
Suillus subalutaceus is the source of this 1851-nucleotide messenger RNA. RefSeq lists its product as uncharacterized. NCBI's taxonomy places the organism in Eukaryota, Fungi, Basidiomycota, Agaricomycetes, Boletales, Suillaceae. The annotation marks the transcript as partial. The transcript has 6 exons. The record is from RefSeq and is a predicted model, not a curated record.